UUGUAUCAAAACAUUCACAACUCAAAGCUUUCUCCUUUCUUCUUCUUCGCUGCAUUUCUCUUACACAUUCACCACUUAACUACUUUGUUCAUAAUUCCAAACUCCCCCAUACAAUCUCAUUUGUUUUUUUUUCCCAACUAAAUCAACAAUAAUGGCUUUGAAGCUCAAUCCAACGUUAAGCUUCCCAUCAUCAUCACCUUACAAACUCCCUUCUCAAUCUCACUACUGUCUCAGAUCUCCAAGAGUCUCCAUGGCAUCUACUCUCCGCCCUCCUACCAUUAAAGAGGUUGAGAAUCUGAAGAAGCCCUAUUGUCCUCCACGAGAAGUACAUGUUCAAGUGACUCACUCCAUGCCACCACAAAAGAUGGAGAUAUUCAAAUCCUUGGAGGGUUGGGCUGAGCAGAACCUCUUGGUGCACCUAAAGCCCGUUGAGAAAUGUUGGCAACCAGUGGACUUUCUGCCUGAACCUGAAUCAGAAGGAUUCUAUGAGCAAGUCAAGGAGUUAAGGGAAAGAUGCAAGGAACUUCCAGAUGACUAUUUUGUUGUGUUGGUUGGAGAUAUGAUUACAGAAGAAGCCCUUCCUACUUACCAGACCAUGUUGAACACCCUGGAUGGGGUUCGAGAUGAGACUGGUGCUAGUCUCACUCCUUGGGCGAUUUGGACGAGGGCUUGGACUGCUGAAGAAAAUAGGCAUGGUGACCUCCUCAACAAGUAUCUUUACCUUUCUGGACGUGUAGACAUGAAGCAAAUUGAGAAGACAAUUCAGUAUCUAAUAGGUUCAGGAAUGGAUCCUAAAACAGAAAACAGCCCCUACCUUGGUUUCAUCUACACUUCAUUCCAAGAGAGGGCAACAUUUAUCUCCCAUGGGAACACUGCCAGGCUGGCCAAGGAGCAUGGUGACUUGAAACUGGCACAGAUAUGUGGCAUCAUUGCCUCUGAUGAGAAACGGCAUGAAACUGCUUAUACCAAGAUUGUGGAGAAGCUCUUUGAGAUUGACCCUGAUGGCACUGUCAUGGCUCUAGCUGACAUGAUGAAGAAGAAGGUGUCAAUGCCAGCCCACUUAAUGUAUGAUGGCCAGGAUGAUAACCUAUUUGAACACUUCUCAGCAGUUGCCCAGCGGGUUGGAGUCUACACAGCAAAGGACUAUGCUGAUAUUUUGGAAUUUCUGGUGGGAAGAUGGAAUGUUGAGAAGUUGACAGGUCUUUCUGGGGAGGGCUGUAAAGCUCAGGAUUUUGUCUGCGGAUUGCCUCCAAGAAUUAGGAGGUUGGAAGAGAGAGCUCAAGGAAGGGCUAAGCAAACAUCUAAUGUCCCUUUUAGCUGGGUUUUUGGUAGAGAAAUGAAGGUUUAAGUGCUGGCUGCACUAGAAGUUGAGUUUCAUUUUUAUGUACCUUCUGUGAGGAGAAGAUGGUUAGCCUACUUUGUGGUGAUGUUUUUGUAGAUACAUGUUUUCUGGUUGGUGACAUUAAAUAAACAAAAAAGGACUGCCAUAAUUGGGGUGCCUUUGUAUCUUUUUGUCUCUCUCUCUC
Pistacia vera is the source of this 1526-nucleotide messenger RNA. RefSeq names its product stearoyl-[acyl-carrier-protein] 9-desaturase, chloroplastic-like. NCBI's taxonomy places the organism in Eukaryota, Viridiplantae, Streptophyta, Magnoliopsida, Sapindales, Anacardiaceae. Gene Ontology annotation, biological process: fatty acid metabolic process. Bases 152 to 1348 code for a protein of 398 amino acids. Gene Ontology annotation, cellular component: chloroplast stroma. The transcript is spliced from 3 exons. The record is from RefSeq and is a predicted model, not a curated record. Gene Ontology annotation, molecular function: stearoyl-[ACP] desaturase activity.